AUGAUUAUCGAUCAAGUAUUAUUAGGUUUAGCAGGUUUAGCUGCAUCAUUAUAUUCAAUUUAUGUUAAAAAUCAACAUAAAAAAAAUCCGAAAUAUAAAGCCUUAUGUGAUUUGGGACCAAAUGCAAGUUGUACUAAAGUUUUAUCAAGCAAAUAUGGUACUGGAUUUGGAAUUGCAGAUACUUUAUUUGGUAAAAAUAGCACACUAAAUCAAUCAAAUAGUAAUUUAGGUACUAUUUUUUAUACUUUACAAAUUAUUUUUGGUUUAUUACCAAUACCAUUAUUCAGUAAAUUGGCUUUAGUUUCAUCGGUAUUAGCUUGUAUUGGUUCACUUUAUUUGGCUUUUAUUUUGGCUUUUAUUCUUAAAGAUUUAUGUCUUGUAUGUAUUACAACAUAUAUAAUCAAUGCUGGUCUUCUUUGGUCAAAUUUUCGAACGGUUUAUUCCAAACACUGA
This is a messenger RNA of Adineta steineri, 453 nucleotides long. The record is from the annotation of a GenBank genome assembly. NCBI's taxonomy places the organism in Eukaryota, Metazoa, Rotifera, Eurotatoria, Adinetida, Adinetidae.